Messenger RNA from Protopolystoma xenopodis, 987 nucleotides. NCBI's taxonomy places the organism in Eukaryota, Metazoa, Platyhelminthes, Monogenea, Polystomatidea, Polystomatidae. The record is from the annotation of a GenBank genome assembly.
AUGAAUUUUUCGCAAUGUCUUCCUUACGUGAUUGCUGCUAAUUUGUGUCUGUUCUCCAACUCCUCUCUUCCGCCUCCAGCUUCCCUCUGGCUCGGCGGUACAGUCUCGGCCGCCAACAAUGGUCACGAUGGCAUCCAACUGGGCUGCGACCCCCGUUUCCUCUACAAGCCAUUGCCUGUCAACGAGUCGUCCACAAACAGGGCAGGCGGCCCUACCACGGGACCUCGCAGACCACACCACUUGGGCACCGGUACCUGUGCCCUCUACACUGGCGCCUCAAUCGACUACACCUCAGUUGAUGCCUGCUCGAGUCAGGAGGAGGGCGCCUGCUUGGCCGGCUUCUCGGCAGACCUAGUUCCCGGCAAACGAUUCGGUGAAGUCUUUGUGGCCCUCGGGAUGCCGGGAAGUUAUCUGACCGAAGGAAAUGUUUUCCUCGGGCACUAUCUCGGCAAACGGCAGGUCAGUGGGUUCCGGCUAAAGAGCUCGCCGACAGACUUGGCACAUCGCGGCUUCAAUCUGGGCUAUUCCAUCGCCCUGGAUCGACUGGAUCGGCUCCGCUUGCCGGAGUCAUCUGAAGAGGGUCCGAAACCCAACAGAGAGCAGCUGAUGGAAACUGACGAGCCGGAGGCAAGAGCCACUGGAACAAAUUGGCGAAGCCGAAUCACACCGAGCGCUGACCCGCAGUCAGGCGAGGCUGGACGGCUGACAAAUGAGGAUGUGAUGAGAUUGAAAGCGAAGGAAUUGGCCCAAACAAACUCUGCCUUUGCUGGUCCUUUGGACGACACCUACCAAUCGGCGUUUGGCGGUAGACCACUGAGUGUGAUCACUUCCAGUCCCAUGUGGGUGGACAACGAGUAUCGAGGCAUUGUGAUGAUCCUUAAUCAGGCCCUUGACUUGGGAAAAGUAAGUUGGCGUCUACGAUUUAAAACACUCGCAAACUACCAACCCAAGACAUUUGUUUUUCUUUACUCUUCCACGUUGCGCUAG